This is a messenger RNA of Larimichthys crocea (large yellow croaker), 6041 nucleotides long. It is a transcript of the gene anks1ab, whose product is annotated as ankyrin repeat and sterile alpha motif domain containing 1Ab. Lineage: Eukaryota; Metazoa; Chordata; Actinopteri; Sciaenidae. The transcript has 14 exons. Gene Ontology annotation, biological process: ephrin receptor signaling pathway. Gene Ontology annotation, molecular function: ephrin receptor binding. Bases 1171 to 2808 code for a protein of 545 amino acids. The record is from RefSeq and is a predicted model, not a curated record. Gene Ontology annotation, cellular component: cytosol.
AGAGGGAGAGAGAGAGAGAGAGAGAGAGAGAGAGAGGUGGUUACGUGGAGCAGCACCCCACUUCAUCAGGCAGCAUACGGCAGCCCUGCAGUGCGAUCACACAGUGUGGGAAUGGGGCUAUGAGAUCGAGAGCAAGAGAAAGAAAGCAGAGAGAGACGAGAACGAGGAGGUGGGGGGGAGAGAGAGAGUUGGAAAGAAGAGCUUGAGGGAUUUGCUCGGAUAAGAAGGGGGGAUGAUCACUGAGUCUGUUUGCCUGUCGUGGAUGUUGGAAGGACGUGGCAGCAGCAGCAGCAGCAGUGGCUGAGGCUGAGGCUGAUCUGUGAUCUCCUGUGUAGAAGAAGUAGCCCGGCGUCAGGACGUUAUGCCCUGUGAGCAGUGAGGGGUUAGCGUGUGUGUGUGUGUGUGUGUGUGUGUGUGUGUGUGUGUCAGGAGCAGCUGCUGUGACUGCAUCUGCGCUUCCUGCAUGUCUCAGACAGGCAGGGGAUGCAGCAAACCUCUGCCCUGAGCAUAGAGGCUGCUAGCUGUACCCAGCGAGGAGAAGAACCAGGUGGGCUUGGGGUAAGAGUGAGGGGGGUGCGCCUGCCUGCCUGCCUACCAGGAAGGAGCUAGCUUAACCUGCACUGUGGUCCUGCAGUGAUCCUCGCUUCAGAGUCAAAAAGACUCACCUGCCAUCCGUGGGAUCUCAACCUGGAUUUACCGCUUUGAGAGAGAUGAGAGGCACGUUCUCCGGCGGAGCCUCGCAGCCAGCAGCCUGCUGAAAGAGUGUGAAUGCUGGGCAGCACAGGGAACACUGGCACCACCAAGGACACUGAGCCUUUUUCCACUGGCAGACAGCUUACCUGGAGCUUUAUCAAGGAGUCUAUACUUGGAUUUGAUUAUGAAUUGAGGAGUUUGGAAUCAGCACACUGUGGAAAUCCUAAGCCAACAUUUCUUUUUUUUUUUUUGAUGCAGGAUUUACAAUAUGUCUACCUGACCGUACUCCUUGUGGCUUUGGAGUAAGGACAAAAAAAUAUAUAUAUAUCAUUUAAGCAAAUGUGUAUUCCUUGAUCAAAAAAAAAAAAAAAGAAAAUUAAAAAAAAUAACACGAGUACCUCAACAGUACUUUAGAAUGCUGCUACCUUCAUUGUAUGAGCCGUGUCCUAGCUCUCAAAGAGGUUGACCAAUGAAGCCAUGGGACUCAGCCAGAGCUUUACAAAUGGGGCCUGUGGUAAAGCCCUGGACCAGCCGGUGGGAGAAUGGCUGGAGCACGUGGGGCUGCCGCAGUACGAGAGCAAGUUCCUGCUCAAUGGCUUCGACGACCUACGAUUCAUGGGAAGUAACGUGAUGGAGGACCAGGAUCUCAGAGACAUUGGGAUCACUGACCCAGGACACAGAAAGAAAAUCCUCCAUGCGGCACGCAGCUUGCCCAAGGUAAAAGCACUGGGCUGUGAUGGCAGCACAUCUCUUGCCUCCUGGCUGGAUGGCCUUGGCCUGCAUGAAUAUCUGCCCAACUUUCUUUCAAGUGGCUACCGCACACUGGAGUGUGUUAAGAACCUGUGGGAGCUGGAGAUUGUCAAUGUUAUUAAGAUUGGUGCCCUGGGCCACAGGAAGAGGAUCAUUGCCUCUCUAGCAGAGAGACCCUAUGAAGAGGCUCCGACUAAGUCCCGUCGUCUGUCCCCAAUCAUGUUCCAUGACCUCCUGUCCCAGACUACAUCUCCCCUCAGUCAGAUGGACCCCUACACCAGUCGCUCCAUGGACAUGCUCCUGCCCUUGACUGAGUCGGACCGGAGGCGGAGAGGAGUUGAACAAGACUGUAGUGUUUCUCUGCGUUCGUAUAGUGAGAGACCACGCUCUGUAGACAGACAGAGUGAACGACACAAAGACUCUCGUUUAAACCUCCGGCCGCCGAGCCACUCUGCUACCUAUGCCACGGUGUCCGCCUGGCAUCACCAGCCUGAGAAACUCAUCCUGGAUUCCUGCGGGUACGAGGCAACUUACCUAGGAUCAAUGAUAAUCAGGGAUCUACGAGGGAUUGAGUCCACACAAGAUGCCUGUGCUAAAAUUAGGAAAUCAAAGGAUUCACGAAAGGGUCCGGUUGUCAUACUGUCCAUUACCUAUAGGGGGGUCAAGUUCAUUGAUGCAGCCACAAAGACUAUAGUUGCGGAGCAUGAGAUCAGGAACAUCUCGUGCGCCGCUCAGGACCCAGAUGACCUCUGCACUUUUGCUUAUAUUACCAAGGAUCUGAAGAGUGGCCACCACUUCUGUCAUGUCUUCAGCACUGUGGAAGUGACGCAGACCUACGAGAUCAUCCUAACACUGGGACAGGCGUUUGAGGUGGCUUAUCAGAUGGCAAUCCAGUCGAGGGCGAGACAAUAUGUCCCACCUACAUCACUGGCCUCAGAGGUCAUAGAGACUAAAGCCAGCCGUCCUGUAUCUCAGUCGUGGAGCAGCACGCGGAGAUCAGCAGUCCUCCUGCUUCCCAGGGUGCCCCUCUGCUCGAAUGCCGCUGCUGUCACUGUCACACGUGUACUACCCACCGUCCUUCCUUCCUCCCGUUGCACUCUGUUAGCCCUGGAGUCCAGAUUGAUCCCCUGGAGAUGGACGCAGACAUGCAGUCCCUGGGCAGCACCACCUGGCUCUUGGACCAGCGGGAAACCAACAGGCGCCCUGUCAGCACCAAGUACGAGACCACCAUAUUCUGAGGCCGGAUCCCCACAGCCGCCCCCUCUACACUCCCCCGUACUUUCCUCUCCCCCCUGCAUCUGGUUCUUUAUUUAUCUCUUACACACACACAUUUAUACAUGCGAGCCCCGUGCCUUCUCACUGUGAUGGUAUAGCAUCCCUCAGGGCUGCCUACUCCUGCACCCUCCUUUGCCCUGCCCAGCGACCCACAUCAACCUCUUUACCUAUCAUGACAAACACUCCUGCGGCUCUCCCCGACACACCCCCCCGGCAGCCUGCCUCACCUGUUGCUGCUGCAUCCAAUGGCGGAGCCCUGGAACGGAUGAUCUUGGACUGAUGUCAUUUUACAGUGGCCCUGCUCUCUCAACCAAACUGCCUCUUCCUCCUCAUCCUCCUCCUCCUCCUGACAACUUGCAUCUGCCUACAAAUCCCAGAUAGCUCCCAGAGCUUGUCCUGUCUUACCAGGCAUCUACCACUGUGAGGCACUAUGAGGAGGCUGCUUUGCUAGCAUGGGAUGCAAGACGGACAAUUAAUCAGUGAAAGACAAAACAGCAACAUGCAGCAAACCAUUUGUACGCAUUUGUACAAUACUCAUAAUAUUACGAUGGAUCGGUCGUAAAUCUAUCGCUGAUGUCUGAACUCAAACGGACCAAGAACUGAACCCUCAUACACCAACACACAUACACAGGAGGACAACUUUCCUACGCUUUACUGGGGACAACAGCCUUACUUCGUUUCGGUUAUAUUUAAUCAACUAAAUCCCCCAACUUUCCCCUGAAUACUACCGCCACCACCCAACAACUGCACGCCUCCUUCUCCUGCUUCUUAAAGACUUAAAAAAAGACAACACUUCUGAUUUCCUAGUGUGUUAAAUUGACUGUGACUGGCUGGGAUGACGUCGUUCUUAUGAUGGUACAGUUUUAUCCAGAUGAGAGUCUUUGCUCUGGCCUUGUACUGCCCUGUCUGCAGUCUCUCAGCAUUCAUGGUAGCAAUGAGAGGCUGCAAAUCACAGCAUCUUCUUCUUGUCAAUUUAAAAGAAAACACUGUGUUAAAACAUGGCACUAUCCCUUUUAAUACCUUCUUUUCUUUUCUUAUGGUGCAAAUAGGACAAUUAGUGCAUUUGUAAUACUUUUUGAUAGACGGGGGCUGACUGAAAUGUUUGGGCAAGAGAGAUUAAGGAGGGAUCACGAAGGAUCCCCAACAUUACCAGAGGCAAAAAAAAAAAAAAAAACUUUUAAAGAAAUACACAAGCAUAUUGGUUCCACCUUUCACAAUUUUGGUUAUCUAAACGAAAACAUCCUCGACAUGGUUUCAUUUGACUCGAGUGUAUUGAUGCACAAUUUGGCGCACAUUUCCCAACAUAGCAUCUUAUUAUCGCGAUUACACGGGUAGGUAUCCCUGCUCUUUCACGCCAAUUUAGAAUUAGGUACAGCACAUGCAAAGUGUGCCACAUUGGUGGUGAAACGAUUUAAUUCCACACAUUAAAAAGAGCCAAAUCUAAGUGCUGCUCUGGUGUCGUGUUAAUACGAAUGGAUUUGUUAUGCUGAGAACGUGACACAGAUUUGUUUUGUUUUUUUAAAAGGAAAAAAAAAAUGAAUUUCCCUCCUGCACUGUGACUCAAAAAUGCUCGUUGUGGAGUCGACACAUAUCUGUGGGUUCUCCCCUGUGUGCACUACCUACUGUGCGUGAUGUAUGCCUUGUUUCUGUCUGUCCUCAUGGGAGUUUGGACUGUUACCGUUACAUCACUCGUCCACCGUCCUUGUUUCUGUGUGCUGCAGGAGAAGUGAGCGUUUGAGCUCCUCUCCAGAAGACAGUGUGGCUGCAGACUGACUGUUGAGAUGUAGCUGGUCUGUGUGCGGUACCCGUGGCUGUGUCAUUGCCACUCUGUUCUGACCGUUAGCUUCCACUGACGAUGCAUGUUGGCAGUGUUUUUUGUGUUUUGUACCCUUUGAUGCACUUGGCCUGAGCAGUCUUUGUAUGUACUGUAGCAGUGUCUCGUCUUCUCUCACUCCUCUUCCAUUUGCUUUUUAUGUUUCCUCUCUUCGUUACACACCAGUACAGCGAAUCAUCUUCAUCCCUUCACGUUUCCAUUGUCGCCAUUCCUCCAACAUUUUUGUCACGUAUGUUCUUCCAUUUUGUGUGUCACCAAGACAACCUGCUCUAGUAUGAAUGCAUAAUGUAAAAGCAUUACACUUUAAUGAGCAGCAGCUAUUUAAAGCAAGUUUUGGUGGCAUGAUAUGGCUGUGCAUGUACCGGUCUUUUUUAACAUUGGUGUUUUCCUUGUGUAGCUCACCCCAGCGUUCAAGUUUCCGGAUACCAAGCUGUGAGUUGAAGGGGAGCAGCCGAUGUGAGUGUGUUUUGCGUGUGUUGAGUUAGUGGGCAGAGCAGUGGAAAAGAUGUAGAGAGAGAGAAAACGAGAGGUAAGCCUCAUGCAAUGUGCAGGGCCAAACCAGCGCUACUCUGACAUUUAGAUCUCACUCUGUAUAUCCCCUGCUCCUCCACUGCCCCUGAUAUGAAUCCCAACACGCAGAGGAAAGGUAACCUGUUAUCCUACAUCACUGGCUGAACAGGACUCGUGUAUCACUCCUGUCUUGAGAGAGGCCAGUCAGAAAGGUCAAGUCUAUUUCCUGGCCUCCAUGUGACUUUAUGAUCUUGUCAUGUAGGUACUGUAAUGUUUAAAGCACUGUAGACCAUUAAUGAUAUAGACCAUUAAUGAGCAUUUCUUAUUGAUUCAGGUCUAUUGGAGAUAGUAACUGGGAAUUAUUAAGGGUUAACAGAAAUGUAACAAAAUGUAAAGAAAAAAAAAACUGUACCAGCAUACAAUGCUUUGCCCAUGUUUGUGGACAGAGUAUGGUUUGUCAAAGAAAAUGUGACACUGUUUCAAAUUUCAAAGCAAUAUUAUAUUAAUGAAAUUAAAUAAUACAAUGACAAAAGAAUCCCUCUCAGGUCUGUUGUCAGCAUUGAUUUUGUUUCAUGGUUAUCAGAACCCCACGCCCCCAAGCUGUUUACAAUUUAAAGUGACAAAUAUGGCAACCUGAUGAUUAUUUUAUCAUUUUACUAUGAGUGUUUCCCCUGCUAUAGAGAUUAGUGGGUGGUACAACAUCUAAUCUCAACCAACGAUUAGCCCCAGUUUGUUCCUAUCAUGUGUUAUAUUACAGUCAAGUCACAGAGCUGAGUAUCUGAUUUUGUGCCUGGUGGUCUUUGAAAACCUAGAUUGAACACAGAUUUGCAUAAACCUCAAAAACUCUUUUAGAUGAAAAAUGAUUUUUCCCCAGUUGUGGCUCUCCUGAACCAACCUAAACUGGUGGCAGGAAAAUCAAAUAUGUCAUUGCUUGAUCUGUACAACAUUAAGAAAACGCUACUUGAAAAUAAAAUACAUU